AUGAUGAUGGUGAAGAUGAAGAUGACGAUGGUGAUGGUGAUGAUGGUGCCGAUGCAGAUGCCUGAUGAUGAUGAUGUUGAUGAUGAUGAUGUUGAUGAUGAUGAUGAUGAUGAUGAUGAUGAUGAUGAUGAUGAUGAUGAUGAUGAUGAUGAUGAUGAUGAUGAUAAUGGUGCGUGCGCACUUAAAGCGCGUGGCGGCCGUGCGCGCUGCGUCAACCACAAGAGUCACACUCUUUGCGGUUUUGGACACCACACAUUUCGGAAAUGUUUCCACCACUAUGUCAUUGACCAACAACAACAUGGACCUACAGUUGGAGAAGAAGAGUUCAAGACGUGUUCUCGAGGUGGGCACUUUGUUGUUGAUUAG
Molecule: messenger RNA, 366 nt
Organism: Enterobius vermicularis (human pinworm)
Lineage: Eukaryota; Metazoa; Nematoda; Chromadorea; Rhabditida; Oxyuridae
Source: the annotation of a GenBank genome assembly